Molecule: messenger RNA, 7476 nt
Organism: Cladocopium goreaui
Lineage: Eukaryota; Dinophyceae; Suessiales; Symbiodiniaceae
Source: the annotation of a GenBank genome assembly
AUGUCGGAUGGUGGCGAUUCAGAUGGUGCAUUUGAUGGUUUUCAUGCUAAUGCUGCCUAUGAAUUUGACCUCUUCGGCGAUGACUACGAAAGUAGUUUUGAUCCUGUUGAUCAGCAUUUCGAUGAUCGUUCACCUCCGGAUGUUGGACAGACCGAUAGCAGAUCCAGGGUUAGCACAUGUUGGCGAUGCUACAGUUGCAAUGCUGACAACUAUACUUGGUCGACCUCCCACAGCAAGUGGACAUGCAUGGUUUGUGGCUCAGAUGAGUUCUAUGAUGUGACUCAGCCACGUCGGCAUGAGACACAGGAUGGAUGUUGGUUGCACCUGCCCAAGGCCAAUUCAGAUGACAAGCAAUCGACAAUUUCAGAACAUGCACCGCCGGAUGACUCUUGGAACGGCGACGGCGAAAGGAACGACAGUGAGGGACAUACUACUGAUCCAAUUGUUGAUCCUGACACGCUGUCAGUUCAGGGACGUCGACGGCGACGAAGAGCGCGACGAACGAAUCAAACACCGGACACGGAAGCGCCACAGUUGAAUAACAAUACGUCAGCCGGAAACGAUCAAAUUGUGGAUUUGUUAACACAACUGGUGGCGAAUCAGAACAAAAAGAGUGACAGCAGCAGUGCAUCAUGGACAUCGAGACAGGGCCCAUUCAAAGGGGUUCGAUGGCGAGGCGGCACACCGCCAUCUCCGCCAGCUUGGAGGAACUCCAACGACCUGAGAGCCUUUGCACGUUGGGAGCGCAAGAUCGACGUGUGGAGCAUGCAGAUUAAGCCCUUCAUGCCCAUGUCAGAUGCUGCAUUGAUGUUGUUCACUUCACUAACUGGCGAAGCAGAGUUGGAAACAGAACACUUGGACAUCAACAAGAUCAAUUCAUCCGAUGGCAUCAAGUAUCUCAUGGAUUCAUUGAGGGAACCCCUGCAGCAGAAGCUGCUUUUCCAGAAGCGCAAACUGCUGGCUGACUACGAACAGAUUGCCCGCUACCCCAAUGAGUCGGUUCGUCAGUUCUCCAAUCGAUACGUUCGGGUGGAGAAAGACCUUGCUGCCAUUGGAGUCUCUACAUCUGGAAUGUACGACAGCGAGUCACGUGGCAACCGCCUUCUGGAAAGGACUCGACUGACACCGGACUUGCAGAGACUUGUUUUGAUUGGAGCUGGGAACACUUUGGAAUUUGAUCGGAUCCGUGAGUCACUCAAUUUUCAAUUUCCUGAUUUCCGUGCUGCUCCACAAGUGAUGGGUCACAACUCUGGCGGAUCCUCAAAAGGGAAAGGCAAAGGCACUUCAUCGACUUCAUCUACGACCUUGUCAUCAAGCCCUUCAGCAUCCUCGUCCAGUACGAGAAGUUCACUGGUCGACCUCGAAGCCUUGAAGAGCGAAAGCGGACUUCAACCUGUGCAGCAUGUGGCCAGACCGGCCAUUGGGCUGGAGAUGCCAUAUGUGCAGCCUCAGCGAAAACCAACUCCAAAGGAGCUGGCAAACAAUCGAAAGAUGGCGGAAAAGGCAACGCUUCAGGUAAGCAUCAGGGGCAAACCCACACCAAGAAGGCCUAUGUUGUCAACUUUCCUGGGGAACUACCUCUUGAAGUACCACAUUCACCUGGGGAAGUUCGGCUCAGGAGGGCUGCAUGUUGCGAGCAAGCGGGCAUAUCUCCCAGCAGCAUUACCAGGUCAGCCGACUCAGGGUUUACUGCUUGGAGUUAGUGUUUUGGAAGAUGCUCAGAUUCCUUUUUUGGCUAGCAAUGUCAUGCUUGAGAAGUUGGGAUGUGUCAUCGACACGGUACGAGAGCGUUUGCGUUUCGAGUUCAUUGGUGUUGACAUUCCACUUCAUCGAAAACAUGGUCACUAUGUUGUCAACAUUGCCAAGUUCACGCAACAUGCACACAUGUCAGAUGUUUGGAAAAUCAUGUCAACAGAUGAGUUUUUGAAAAGCCCUGAUCCUGAAGUGAUGAUCGCAGCAACUCUUGCACAAGCGAGUGAACACCCAAUUCGAGAUCCAGCUCAUGCAGCGAGUCACCAACGUCCCACCAGAAUGGCUUCAGCGCUGGCGGAACUUCAUGAUCCGCCUGAUGACGUUGUGUUUCAGGACACUGCGGAGCAUGAGCAGGAUGGUGCGACUUCGAAUGGCACCACGAUCAUGGAUGACCAUGCUGGAACAGCACAACCUGACGUUGGAGUUUCAGGCCGAGAAUGCUUCCAGACGUCGUCCAGUCCCAAGUCUUUGCACUCAUCCAAGCUUCCGAAGGUAUGGAAACAAGGCAGGACGUUUCAGCCAAUGCAACGAUUGCCUGCUGAAGUACAAGUACAAUCAAGAACGACAAGGCUGGGAGGUCUAUGGAGAGCAGCCCUCACAGCGCUCAUCACAAUUGCCACUGCCCUCUCCUUCGACCAUCCUGCCAUCAACGAAUCCGAGAGCCAUGGGGUCUCGACCCAAGGCCCGAGCAGCCAGGACAGCUUCGAGGAGCUCUAUGGCACCAUCAGAGACUAUGACACCAUGGGAGGAAGCUGGGAUGACCUUCGAGGAGUACGAUGCCGCAAUGACGAGCGCACCUCAUCUGGAUUCAGACGAACCAGACGGCUAUCCACCUUACGACGAGGGCUACGAUUGGACAUCGAUCGCCUGAACGAGGACUACUGGGAGCUUGCAGCCGGAUGCUGCAUACGGCAUCACCUGGUGCCCCGCAAUGAGCUCUUUGACCCCUACGACACAGACUGUCCAGUAGCUCUUCAUCGUCUACGACAAGUUGGCGCGGCCGAGAUUGAAUAUCAAGACGGCAAGUUGGAGGUGGUGCACUAUAAUUGGACAAGGAGAUCCAACAAGCAGACCUCUUCACCUUGGACUGGCCGCACAGUUUUCCAGUUCAAGGAGUUCAGCAAGAAUGACUUGACGAACGCCUGCAAGCGUGGUCUUCUUCAACGACUACGUCAUGCAGCGAAACUUCAAGAAGUUGAGAAGGUUUUAAUGACCAAGGUCAAACCAAGGUUUCGAAAAUCACGAGUCGACCUCCUUGAGACCUUUGCGGGGGCGGCCAACAUCAGCAAGCAGGCUUCAGCAUGGGGCCUCAAGUCUUUGGAACCGUUGGACUACAACACAGGCUAUGACCUUGCCGAACCUGACACCCAACGCCAGGUGACUUCAAUGAUUUCCAAUUACAGACCACUGCUCCUACUGCAAGGAGUCGAAUGCGGACCUUGGAGCAUCCUUCAGGACAAUACCAACUAUGUUCACCGCCCAGAUGAGCUUGCAGAAUGGCGUGAAACCAUCCGUCCUAUGAUCGAUCAGGUGGUCAAAUGGUGCGAGCAGCAGGAUGAUGAGGGCCGAUUUUGGCUCAUUGAGAACCCAGAGACAAGCAGACUUUGGAAGGAGCCUGCUAUGAGGAGAUUGCUUGCAAGACCAUCGACGAGGACGACUACAUGCCACGCUGGGGCCUAUGGAGCUGUGAACAGCAAAGGCAACAUGAUCAAGAAGCCCCACACAUUUUGGGGCAACUGCCCAAAAAUCCUCGAACAACUCGGCGACAAGCUGAAUGCCGAGGAAUGCAAACUAUGUGAACCACUUCAAGGACGAGAAACCACUUUGAGCCAACACUACUGCCAGGGCAUGGUUGAUGCGAUCCUGCUCGGGCUACAUCAGACAGCCGCAGAACAAGAUCCAAUGCGACCACAUUCCUAUGCAACCUAUGCCAUCGACUCCAACGAGGUGAACCAGUCUUUGGAGGCUUGGCAAGAACUUUUCGACAAGGCCGAGCAACUGUUCAGACAGACCAGGAUGAAGAACAUUGUGCUCGCCCAGAGCGACAACUUUUGGCAGGACGUUCGCAGAUUGGUCCCAUGGCACACCCUUGAAAGGGUACAGAUAGCAAAACAGCCUGCCAUUCAUCGAUUUCCAACACAUGUGCCUCACACUCAUCGAGGUUCGGCAUUGCUCUUCAACGACGGCUCCAGAGAUGUGACGGUUGAGGACCUGACCGACAUUCGAUAUCCCAAAGGACGAUUCCAAAAACCAGUCAACAUUGGCAUAUUCUUCUUUGGCAUGGCCCAUUCUCCUCAACAAGAACCAGAUCAACAACAGCCUCAACCUGCUUCAGUACAACCGCACAACUUCCCUGUUUUGGGAAUUAUUGAUGAAUGCACCCAUCUACACCAAGCAUGCAUCCUUGAAAGCAGACUGCCUGAAGAAGUCCUUCGGAAGUUCGUCCAGACUUGGUCUCAACCUUUUGGAUUUCCAUUAGUCUGCCGACUUGAUGCUGAUGGAAGUUUUCGAGCAGCCUUCGAAGAACAUUUGGACGCCACCGGAACAUUUGCUGACUUCGUUCCACCAGAAGCUCACCACAGAAUGGGCCUGAUCGAACGGCACAAUGCCACCUUGAGGGCCAUCGCUGAGCGCGUGAUUGAUGCGCAAGGCGUCGUGGGCUUCAAUCAGAUGGAAAUGGCCAUUGCAGGAGCCACCUUUUCAAAGAACUCAUGCACUUGGUCUUCCGGACGGCCUCCCUACAUAGCUGCUUUUGGACGGAUUCCACGACACGGGGGACUAGAUCUACUUUCAGACCAACACAGACUUGCAGUUGGAUCCACACAGGGCCAGAUGCACCAGUUGGCUGACACCUUGAGGGCCGAAGCUCAGCAGCAGAUUGCUGCGAUGACUGUGGAUUCCUCUUUUAGACGAGCUCUUUUGAGGAAAGCCAAGCCAAGCCCCGAGGAUGAGUAUGUCAUCGGCGACACUUUGGCAUACUGGAGAUGGACUACAAGAAGUGGCAAGAAACGUGGUGGCUACAAAUUAGCCAGGAUGUUGGGAUUUGACCCUGACGGCAAAUCCUUGUGGGUUCAGUCUGGAACCAACACCAUCAAGCUGGCCCGUGAACAAGCCAGGAAGGCCUAUGGUUUUGAAGCUUGGCAUCCAGACCCAUCAGAUCUUCAAGCCCUACGUAUGGCAUCUGAGAACAUCAAGAAGGGCAUUUUUGAUGACGAGACCAUUCCUAUUCAGAACGAUCCAUACCAGGAGCUUGGGAAUGAUGACCACCUCAAAGAGACCUUCCUUGAACCUGCGCCACUACCAGCUCUUCAUCCAAUUCAACAACUACAACCUGAACCUGCGCUUCAGGUGGUGCCACAUUCUUCAGAACUAUCUCAACCUUCUUCAGUACUACCUGAGCUACCUCAACAACCAGAGGCACAACAACAUACUCAGAUCAACACACAACAAGAAAUUAGCAAUCAACAUCAACAGACCAACAUCCACAUAGAAGUCGGCGACACAGCGCCAGUCACACCACCUGGCAUUAGCAAACAGGCAGGAACAGACACAGCACCAGCACCUCUAACACCGGCGAAACGACCGCUUGAAACACACACAGGGCCUAGCACACCAAGGUCGCGAACGUCCCAAGCAGCACAGCCAAACACAGAGGUGCAAGCAGAAGCAACAUCCAAGCCUGAUGCUACAACGUUUCACAAUCAGCUUGUCAAUAUGGCAGCACCAGAAUUCAAACAAGCCUACACGGCUAGCAUGACAGCACCGAAUCAGCACAGCCCACAGCACUGCAAGUUUCACCGUACAGCAACUCAAGCAUCGAUGACCUACACAACAGAAGGCAUCGAACUUAGAGACAAACACUUCGAUGGCACCGAAGAGAUCUACAUGCCACACAAGAGCAACACGUGCUUCAAAGCAUACCAGACAAAUGCAGAAUAUCAAGGUGACGGCAUCAGCGAUGACUCAGACGUAUCGCAAGAUGACAUGUCCACCUCCAAGGCACAACAACCGUCUCUUACACGACAACAACAGAAAGCCUUGGAUAAAGAACUGCCGUGGAGGACCAUCAUGGAACGUGGGGGCGACUAUCUCCAGGCAUUCAUCGACGCCGCCAAAGCUGAGGAGACAUCGUGGAUGCAGUAUGACUCCGUCGAGCCCCUCUCCAAGGCCGAGGCAGACAAGAUCAUGGCUUCAGCUGAAGGACGAAAAAGGAUCUUGAAGUCUAGGGCAGCCUUCAGAGACAAGGCAAAAGGGGCUGGCCCAGUUCGGGCCAAAUGCCGAAUUGUGGCAUUGGGUUGCCUUGAUCCAGAUCUCUACUCACUGAACAGAGACAGUGCAACGCCAACACGUCAAGCUGAGAUGAUCAUCUAUGCCAUCUUCAUCUCAGGUUACAACAAGAAGAUGGGACAAGGAGAAGUCACAUGGACACUAUGGGCAGGAGACGUCAAGACUGCCUUCCUCCAAGGAGAGCCCGAGCCGAGGCACGCUCCACUAUAUCUGUCCCCACCAAGAGAUGGUAUAUGCAUUGCAGCUGGCGUGCUACCUGCACCUCUAUACAGAAUCAAGGGAAACAUCUAUGGGUUGGCUUCAGCACCAAGAACGUGGACAAUGCAUGUCUGCCGACGCCUCAAGGAAUGUGGAUGGCAACAACAUUCACUUGACAAGAUGCUGUUCUUUUUGUACCAGCGUCCAGCCGGCUUCAAGGAAGAAAUCCUGGUCGCCGCUGCAAUUGUCUAUGUAGACGAUUUCUUAGUGACGUUCAACGAAUAUUUCAAUCACCAGGAACUCCUCCAAAUAUUCAACUGGGGUAGUCAAACCACUUUGACCACCGAGAACCACUUGGAAUUCAAGGGGCAGGAGAUUUACUUGCGCUAUGACAAGCGCGGGUUCUAUGUCCUGGAGAUUAAACAGCAGAAGUUCAUUGAGGCCUUCAAGAGCGGCAAGAUCAGUGACAAAAAGGAUGACCCUUUGAAACCCAGUGAUUUCCCAGAGUACCGUUCAGUGGCCGGAAGUUUGCAAUGGGUUUCUGGACAGACGCGUCCAGAUGUGGCAGCGACAGUAAGCUUGCACAGCAAAGGCAGUAAAGCACAGUACAGCGAUUUGCUGGCAAUGUAUGAUGCAGUUGAACAUCUGCGGAACACCAAGACCAAGGGCUUCAUUAUGAACCCCGUGAACAUUAAUCAGUCCACCAUCGUGGUCACCUACUCCGAUUCUUCAUGGGCGAAUGCGGAGAACUAUGCCUCACAGCAUGGAUGUUUGGUGCUCCUAACAGAUACGCGCGCUACUGAAGUGGCAACACAUGGUUGCCUGAUUGACUGGAAAAGCUCAAGGUCAAGCAGAGUUUGCCGUAGCACUCUGGCGGCAGAGGCAAGUGCAGCAGACACCUCAGUAGACCGAUCCAGUUUCUGCAAUUUGAUGAUCUCAGAGAUCUUGCAACGCAUGCAAUCCUUUCGAAUCACUCUUCCUCUGCGAAUGAUUCAAGUGACCGAUUGCAAAUCUCUUUACGAUUCAAUCAUAGCAGAGAAUCCGUCCGUAGAGGACAAAAGGACGAUCAUUUCAGUGCGAAGCAUUCAACAAUACAUCACUGCUGAAAAUACCCAUUGGGUACCCACACAUCUUCAGUGGGCGGACGGUCUCACGAAGUACAGCAAGAAACUGAUGACCAUUUUCCAUGAUUGGCUCCAACAUCCCUACAUUCUUCUCAGAGACCAAUCCCAAAAAUAA